AUGAAGUUUAGAUUUCUUAAUGAAAGUUUUCAUCGCCAAAAUCUACUUCAGAAGUUUCAAGUUGCAACAAAGUUAUUAUCAGAGUUUCAUCAAAGUUCAACAGGUCAAUCAUCAUCCCAGGUUGUACUACAAGAUGUUGCACUACAUGAAAGUACAACCCCACCAAUUGAGAAUAUUGUUAGAGUGUACGCAGACAUUGGAGAUCUAGUAUUCAUAUGUAGGGAAUGCAAGGCCUACAUGUGGUAUGAGGAAAGGAUUAAGAAGACCAGAAAAUCUGUGAGUUCGACUCUCCAUUUGUGUUGCGGUAAUGGUAAAGUUCAACUACUAAUUCUAAAAGAGCCACCAAUUCUUUUGCAACGUCUGUUAUUUGACAAUGAAUCAAAAGAAAGCAAAAACUAUCAAAAUCAUAUUAGAACAUACAAUAUGAUGUUUGCCUUUACAUCACCUGGAGCAAAAGUUGACAUAACUUUUAAUAAUGGAAAAGCCCCCAAUUUAAGAAUCCAAGGUCAAUCUUGUCAUAGAAUAGGAAGUCAUUUACCAGUACCCGGUGGGCUUCCAAAGUUCGCCCAACUAUAUAUUUACGACACCGAAAAUGAAGUUCAAAAUAGAAUGGAGUCUUUAAGGAAUCAAGAUAAUAUUGAUUUGGAAAUUGUGAGCAAAUUAAAGAGUAUGCUCGAUGAUUUCAAUGUUCAUGCUAAAUCAUUUAGAAUGGCAAGGGAAAGAUAUAGAAACCAACCAUUUGAUGAUUUGAAAUUGAGACUUAUUGCAUACAGCACAAAAGAUGGAAGGAUAUACAAUGUUCCCAAUGUUUCAGAAGUUACAGCCCUUAUUGUUGGUGAUGUUGAUACUGCUUCAGGUAGAGACAUCAUAAUGGAAAAACAAUCCGGCAAAUUGCAAAGAAUAAAUGAAUUGCACACAAGCUAUCUAGGCUUUCAAUAUGGUUUAUUAUUUCCAUAUGGGGAAAAUGGUUAUAGACAUGAUGUGAAUCAUCGUGAUAGACCAAGAGUCAACCAGAAAAGGAAUAGACUGACAAUUAGGAGUGAUUUUGUUUCAGGUUACAAAGAAGACACUCAGAAGCAUUAA
Molecule: messenger RNA, 1083 nt
Organism: Vigna unguiculata (cowpea)
Lineage: Eukaryota; Viridiplantae; Streptophyta; Magnoliopsida; Fabales; Fabaceae
Source: RefSeq, a predicted model, not a curated record